Messenger RNA from Drosophila miranda, 3939 nucleotides. RefSeq names its product RNA polymerase II degradation factor 1. Gene Ontology annotation, molecular function: transcription cis-regulatory region binding; nuclear receptor activity. The record is from RefSeq and is a predicted model, not a curated record. Gene Ontology annotation, biological process: regulation of transcription by RNA polymerase II. Gene Ontology annotation, cellular component: nucleus; aryl hydrocarbon receptor complex. NCBI's taxonomy places the organism in Eukaryota, Metazoa, Arthropoda, Insecta, Diptera, Drosophilidae.
AAAUGUUUUCCAACUUUUGAACUGCGCGGUUCUGGGGUGGUCGUGUAACGUGCGAGCGCUGCGUUUAAAUUUCUAAGUGUCUUGUUUUCAGUUUUUGCGUGUUUCGUUUGUUUGUUUGCAUCUAGUUAUUGUGUGUUUACAAGUGCUUGAAAUACAUGCAGACAUUUUCGUGGCGAGCGGACGUGCUUUUGUUGUAUUUUUUUUACCCGCCGUUUUUCAUCGUAUAGUGCGCGCGUAGUAAAUUGUCUUUACUAUUGUUUUUUAUAAUUACCGGAGAAGCGGAGCGGUUGACUGCUUUUUGCAAUCUAGCAGUCAAGGAGAGCGUACGAGAGAGAGAGAGAGGUUCUGGCGGCUAUUUUAUUAACGAUCUGUUGAAUGGAGACUGCGUGGGAACUCUUCUUGGGCUAAUCGCGCAGCCCCCACAAAAAAGGAAGAGAUAUUUAGACAUUUCCCCUAACGGACAUUCAGGCCAGGCAUUAUCAAUGGUGGGCGGAUAUACGAAAGCCAACUCCAACUCUUCCACUCUUCCAACUCUUCCACUCCAAGCCCCCUCCAAGUUCUCCCCCUCAUUACCACCCCCCUGUCAGCAGCCAUUGGUGAGCUAUUACGAAACAUGUCUGAGGCGAUUAUCGAGGAGGGAAAUUGCAAACCAAAUGGCAAUGUAAUCAACGAAGCCGUUGUUGAGGUCGCACCAGAGCCAGAACCACAACCACAGACAGAGCAAGAGAAAGUUGCAAACGGUACCAAUCAGCGAGAAUCAGAGAUAGAUAGCGAUACGAUCGACUAUAUCGAUGCAACCCUGAAAAUAGUGGAGGCCUUCGAGAGUGACGCGUCCUAUGCCACACUGGAAAAGAGCAACGUCAACCUCAAGGACGGCAAGGCAAAAAAGAAAUCGGUUAGCUUUAAUCCGAACGACGAGAAGAUACGAAAAUUCACCACUGGAGAGCCCAUCGUUGAUCAAAAGAAUCCCUUCCGGAAUGGCCAUAUAGCGGGUGGAGGAGGAGGAGGAGGAGGCAGGGAGAAGAAGACCCCACCGCCAGUGCCCACAAAGCGAUCGACAUUGAGCGUACGGAAGACGGUUACCCAACAGCUGCGCGAACGGGAACGAGAACGCGAAAAGGAACGAGAACGAGAGCGGGAGCGAGAGCGAGAGCAGCUCAAGAACGAGACGAAUGCGCGAAAGAAGAACGGAGGCAUCAAAGGGAAUCCCGCAGGUGCUGAGGAAUACAUAACCACCGAGGAAGUACUUAAGCAAUCGAAAUAUGUAAAGACGUAUAUUAAGAACCCGGACGCCUACUUUGUCUACGAUCCGACGGUGCUGGCCCGCCUCAAGUGCGAGGAGGAGCAGCAGAGAGAGAGGGAAAGGGAGAGGGAGAGGGAGAAGGAAAAGGAGAUCCCCAAGCGAAAACAGACGGGCCUGAAUCGCUCCACCCGAAUACGAACAGCAAUCAGGAGAAGCCUGCCCCUGAGGACGACCAGCAGCCAGCCGCCUACGAUCCCGAAGGAUCACGAGCCACCCUCGACCUUCACGAACACCAUCAGCUCUGAGGAGUUCCAGGCCUAUCUGGAGCGCAAGGGUCUGGCGCUGAUGCCCAAGCGAGAGCUGGCCACGCCCUCGCCCUCGUCGACGCCCUUGGCCUCGGCCUCGCCCUCGCCAUCGACGCUGCCGAGGACACCGGAGGAGCGACGCAAGCAGGUGGCCGAGUCGCUGGCCGCCCUGCGCCAAAGCAACACCAAAAAGCUAUCCGUUCUGCAGCGUCUCUCCAACAGUUUGUUUGCGCCCAAGCGCAAGACGACGCCCAAGCCGGUCAUGCCCUUGCCGAGGUCCGUUUACGGGCAGGAGGAGUACCGGAAGGCCAGUGCCGGAGAUGUGCCCACGGAGAUGCGGCGCAUUCUGCUAGAGCGGCAAAGCCACCAGAAUCAAAACCAGAAUCCGAAUCAGAACCAGAACGGUCGUCUCCAGAACGGGCAGGCCACCGCCAUGCGACGCUCCACCGAGUACACAAAUGGCCAUGCGGUCCAGAACGGAGGUGCCAGUGCUCCCUUCCAGCGCACUAUCGAGCGGCAGAGCCUGAUACCCAGACGCGUCUCGCCGGAGAGCCACAAUCCCAGCCGUUUCAAUCGCUCUGCGUCGAUGGACAGAAACCAGAUCCGGGCCCAGAGCCAGAGGCAGCCCAGCCGACUGGAGGCAGUGGGCCAGCGUCGAUCGCUGGCCUCCGCCUAUGUGUCGUCACCUACCGAAGAGCAUCUCAAGCCAGUGGCCACCUCUACGCCCCAGCGAAAGACCCAAGAGAGCAGCAAUCAGCAGCAGCCGCAGCAGGCCAGCGGCAAUCAGAACGACUGGGAGAAGCUGAAGGCCAUCAAGGAGGUGACCGAUCGUCAGCUCUACCACAAGGUGCUACAGCAGCAGCAGCAGCAGGGACAGCAGCAGGGACAGCCGCAGGGACAGCAGCAGGGACAACAGCAGGCACAGCAGCAGGGACAGCGGCAGGGACAGCGGCAGAGCCAAGAGAACAUCUACGAGCACCUGCAACCGAAUCAGUUGCAUCCCGUCCAGCAGCAGUUUGUGAGGGGCUCGUUGCAGCGGAACACCUUCUCGGGGAUCAGCGGCCGCAAUCGGCAGGUGAUGAUCCUCGAUGGAACACCAAUAAUCCCUGUCCAGCAGAUACAGCAACAGCAACAACAGCCGCAACAGCAGGCGCCACCGGCACGCUGCCAGAGUGUCCUGGACAAUAUGAUCCGUCAGGCGAGUCCCGGCCAGAUCCACGCACGACGUGGCUACGAGAGCGAAAGCGAGGCGGCACCCAGCGAUGGUGCGGCGGUGGUGAUGCGUCGCUCGAGCAGUGCCUCGAGCCGCAGGAUCGGGGGACUGCUCACCCGCGAGGAGAUACUCGAAAAGGUCAAGGAGUUUUGCCGCAAAUCGAUCAGCCGCACCCCUCUGCCCGCGGCCAAGAUGCAGCCCAUCUACGAGACCCGGAGCCAGAGAAGCCCCGCUUCUGGCGCCGCUGCGGACACCUCACCCGUGUCGUACGCCUCUGUGGAGACCAGCCACAAGCGUCCCGCCUCACAGCUGAGUGCCGCCGCCCGGCCGCAGGUGCCACUCCGAGUGCAGAGCCUGCCCCAGUCGCGUGCCUUUGUGCCCGUUGCAGCCGGCGCCGGGGGGGCCACCGCCUCGCCCAUUUACGCGCACGUGAACAAGCGCAGCAGCCUGCUGUCCAACGACUCGGAGCAGUAUCUCUCCAGCCAGCAGCUACAGCAGCUGCCGCAGCUGAUGAGGCUUACCCCCACCGAGUACGUGCUGGUGGAGACGGGCGAGGGCCUGCAGGCCGCCAAGCUGGUGGACUACCACCACAACAGCCUAUACAUGCAGCCGCAGUUCGUGGCGCGUCCGGCUGCCGGCCACGGCCACGGCCAGGGCCAGGGCUCUUAUUUGCUGCAGGAUGGUCGUGCCACGCCGUUGAUACUGGAUCGUGCCCCCAACGGACACCAGAGCCAGAUCUAUUGGACGCCACAGCACCACCAGCAGCUGCAGCUGCAACAACAGCAACAGCAGCAGCAACAGCAGCAGCAGCAUAUGAUCCAACAGCACCUCCAGCAACAGCACCUCCAGCAACAGCACCUCCAGCAACAGCGGCUCCUGACGAUGCCCCUGAGUCCGCGCGGAUAUCCGGUGCCAGCGCCACGCGUGAGCAUGCCCAUGGGUGCAAAGGGCAUUGUGCCCGCUCCGAGGAGUCUCACACUGCACCGGGUACAGUCCAGGUCCAGUCCACAGGGGCGAAACGCCUCAUCCGAUUGGGAGCUGAGCUCGGAGGCGGGCGAAGUGCGGCGCAUCAUGGAAAAGAACUUAUAAGGCAAAAAGAACAGCAUGGACGAGGACAGUAGCAGCAGCAGCGGGAGCGACAAACCCAAAACCCACUCGAAGUCAACAUCCACCGAGGA